UUCAUCAUUCCAGUUGAAAUUGUUAUUGCAAGAUAACUUUUUGGCCAAAUUCUGCAAUUGUGCAGCCCUGCUCCUUAUCUACGCAUGUAACCAAAACUGUUGAAUCAGCACUAACAUGCUGGUCCUCACUACAGUGGUGCAGUAUAAAUGUGCAAGAGUGAAGCGCUCAGGUGCCUCUCUUAUGCCUGACUCGAACCAUGAGGACCAUGAUGAGACUUUCUUCCUACGUUUUCUUUAUUGUCUUUUGUGCUUUGGCGUUGUCCCAGCCGAUAAAAGACAGAAAAUGUUUGAGGGAGAAGGUCAUCACGUUCCCACAGCUGACCACCAACAACUGGGUGAAGCUCCACCCGAAUGAAUCCAUGAGCAUGUCUGCAGCCACUGUGUGUUUGCGAUUCUACACUGAACAAAUGAGUCUCGACCCAUGUCUUUUUUCUCUGGCUACACCGUCCUAUCCUCGAGACUUUUCUUUACGUUGGUUAAAUUUCAUGAAACAGUACGAGAUGACCAUUCAUAACUUCCAGGUUCAAUUCGAUGGGUUGAUGUUUAACAAUAAUCAUCAGGAUUCAGUGUGUGCGACAUGGGAUGCCAACAGUGGUCUUGCACAGAUGUUUGUGAAUAAAGUAGCAAGCAUUAAGAAGGCAGUGGGCCCUAAAGUAUCUUUUGAAGGAAACCCUGUCAUAACACUCGGCCAGUGUCAGACCCAAUAUGAUGGAGGGUUCAACCAACAAAAUGCCUUCACAGGUUUCAUAGCAGAUGUGCAUGUACAUGGACAAGUCCUGACCACCCGUCAGAUUAAGACCUACAUGGAGGCAAAGACCAAAUACAAACUUGGUGAUUACAUUAACUGGCACAAUCUGAUGUACACCAUUGCUGGGUCUGCACAAGUGGAAGAAAAGCAUCAAGUAACAUUCUAUAGCAAAGAAGAGCAGCAAUAGUGCUCGGUUGUACUGAACUGUUGUUGUAAUGUCAUGAGAAAUGAAUAAACAUCUUGACAGUGAACUUUGUGCUGAGUUUUCAAUAUUGACCAAACAAGAGAAACCUAACUGAUUUGAAUUACAAUCAGAUUUUGGUGCAGUUUAAUGAUCAGCUCAACAGUGGCCUCAAGUUUGCAUGUAUUCCCACCCACUCACUCACUUAAUACCCAUAUAAUGUCCAAUCUGUAACGUAAGAGGACUGGACACAACAGGUUAGUAAUAGCAAAGGUGUUUAUUGCAAGCACAGAGAGUUCGGGUGAUGAAUCCAGGCAAUAAUACGGUGAGUAUCAAUAUUGUAGGGAAGUUCUUGAGCUUGGAUGAGUGGUUGAUCUUUGUAUCUGAUUGUUACAGGAACAGGAACGGACAUGGGAGGGAAACACACACCUCAGUUUCCCGAGCCUGGGAGAACAGGAGACACAGGAGGGAUGAGGAGUCACUAGGAGGAACACAAGAGGUAAGUAUACAAUGACGGUAUAGCAAGUCAGAGAGUCCUCAACGAAUGAACGAGAUCUGACAGUGAAGGUGUCUGAGGUGUGUGCUUAUAUGCUGCUGGUGAUGAGGUGCUUGAUUGAUGACAGGUGUUCAGUAUUCGGGUGACAGGGAUCGUUGUGAUUGGGUGGUGAUGGAACCUGGCUGAUCCGUGACACAAACGGCCUGGGGUGCGUUUCCCAAAAGCAUCGUUAGCUAACUAUGGUCGUUAAUUCCAUUGAAUUCUAUUGGUAACGACAGAACUUGCGACCAUAGUUGUUUUUGGGAAACGCACCCCUGGUCAGGAAAGUAGGCUACUA
Messenger RNA from Onychostoma macrolepis, 1762 nucleotides. RefSeq names its product amyloid P component, serum (gene apcs). Lineage: Eukaryota; Metazoa; Chordata; Actinopteri; Cypriniformes; Cyprinidae. The record is from RefSeq and is a predicted model, not a curated record.